This is a messenger RNA of Leptomonas pyrrhocoris, 1362 nucleotides long. RefSeq names its product putative rab6 GTP-binding protein. The coding region runs from base 115 to 1362 and encodes 415 amino acids. The record is from RefSeq and is a predicted model, not a curated record. The transcript has a single exon. NCBI's taxonomy places the organism in Eukaryota, Euglenozoa, Kinetoplastea, Trypanosomatida, Trypanosomatidae.
GAGCAUACCGCAGCUUCGACAGUUCGCAACCGUCAGUCGGUUUUAACGCCACAAUUUAUGGCUCCUUCCCAUCAUAAUCAAAAGGAAAUGUCGGAUUGUGCUGUUUGGUGAACCAUGAGUACGCCAAGCAACGUCGCUGUGUAUCCUGUAAGGGAGGGAGCAUCUGAGGUCAUCGAAGUGGUGGAUGAUUACGGCUUCCUCUCCUCUCGCUCCGCCAACAACACCGACGUGGCAGAUACCGUCAUACUUGACACAGCAGCUUCCCUCACCUCGUCGGGCUCCUCCUGGGCCGCAGAAGCUCUCGGCGCCGAGGAGCGCUGGUGGGCAUCCGCUUUUCUCCUCUACCUUUCCUGGAAGUCCGCCUCGUAUCGGCCAGCGGAGCUCAUCGUCGAGGAUGCAGACAGCAGCUCUGUAGCAUCCUCUCCGGCUUGCAGUUGUCAUCAUACACACGGACGCCAGCAGCAACAACAAGAGACGGAUGCAGCGCUAGUAGAUCGUUGGUUCUGGAGUCGUUGGGAGGCACGACUACGUCAGUACGGCGGAUGCCCGCACAUGUCUCUGCGAGGGCUUCUCUGGGGUUUCUUUGCCGGUGCGUGGCAGCAGACCGCUGAGGCACAACACCGUGAGGCCACACAGUACGUGAUGACCCUUGCUGACCCAGGCCCUGCGUGGAUGCUUUCCAACCCAAACUACGCCGCCGCUCUCGAGGCGAUUGACCGUGACGUUGGUCGCACAUUCCCUCACCACGUCCUCUUCCACGGUGCCCUCUCGCGCUCUGCGGGUCAGCGCCAGCUGCGGCGGCUCCUCGGCGCGUACGCCGCACGCGAUCCGGAAGUGGGCUACUGUCAAGGCAUGGCCUUUGUCGCCGCCGUCGUGCUGAUGGUUGCACCCGAGACGCAGGCCUACCAGAUAUUCUGUGGGCUGAUGCGCGACGGCGACGGCGGCACGCGCCACAACCAGCUUGGUGAUCGCCACGGCAUGCGACAGCUCUACCGCUCCGGCUUCCCCCUUCUACAGACGCUGCUGCGCGAGCUAGAGCGUCACGUUGAGUCUCUCCUCCCCGCCCUCGCGGCGCACCUGCAGUCCAACGAGGUGCAAAUCUCCAUGUUCGCCUCGCGGUGGUUUCUGACGCUGUUUGUGCACCAGCUGCCGCCGCCGCUGCUGCUGCGUGUGUGGGACUUCUUUCUAGUGCGAGGGUGGACGGUGAUGGUGCAGGUGGCGGUGGCACUGCUGCAUCAGGAGCAGGGCGAAUUGCUCAAGCUCGAUUUGGAGGGUGUUCUCUUGCGUUUGAAGUCGCUACGAUCGCGACGGCAGAAUGGGGAGGAGCUGCUGCGACGUUUAUGUAGCGUUCCGCUGUUGUAA